AUGGUUGCAGCAGCAGCAGCUGUAGCAGCAGAGUUAUCAAUAGCAGCAAAGCCUUGCAGCAGCAACAUUAGAAGACAGGAACUCGUGCAGCAGCAGCAGCAGCAGCGCGAGGCGCAGCAGCAGCGCAGCAGAGCGUUACCUUCGUGUUCCAAGAAGCGGCAACGGCAGCAGCAGCAAGCGCAACAGCAGCAGCAGCAGAUGCUGCGGCCAAUUUUUUUGAUUCAGGCUGCAGCAGCUUUUGCUGCUGCAGCUGCUGCUGCUGCUGUUGCUGCGGCUGCUUUGACUGCUGGUACAGUGGACAGUGUCGCUGCUAUCAGCGGUUUCUUGUGCAGCGCAACAGCAGCAGCAGCACUGCAGCAGCAGCAGCACUGCAGUAGGAGCUCCCUGACAGCUGGACAGCAACCAGCAGCAGAGAUGUGCUGCUGCUUCGAAGUUGCUGCUGCUCCUCCUCUUUUUGUUAACGUUUUUUUGUUAACUGAAUUCUCCCCGCAUUUGCCUUCAAGCUAG
Molecule: messenger RNA, 507 nt
Organism: Eimeria tenella
Lineage: Eukaryota; Apicomplexa; Conoidasida; Eucoccidiorida; Eimeriidae
Exons: 1
Coding region: 1-507 (168 amino acids)
Source: RefSeq, a predicted model, not a curated record